Messenger RNA from Sorex fumeus (smoky shrew), 10643 nucleotides. RefSeq names its product notch receptor 2 (gene NOTCH2). Gene Ontology annotation, molecular function: Notch binding; calcium ion binding; signaling receptor activity. The coding region runs from base 25 to 7440 and encodes 2471 amino acids. The record is from RefSeq and is a predicted model, not a curated record. The transcript is spliced from 34 exons. NCBI's taxonomy places the organism in Eukaryota, Metazoa, Chordata, Mammalia, Eulipotyphla, Soricidae. Gene Ontology annotation, biological process: cell differentiation; apoptotic process; regulation of developmental process. Gene Ontology annotation, cellular component: signaling receptor complex; membrane.
GCGGCGCAGCAGGCGACCGAGAAGAUGCGCGUCCCGCGCCCCGCCCGCCCGUGGGUGCUGCUGGCGCUCUGGCUGUGCGGCGCGACCCCCGCGCGCGCACUGCAAUGUCGGGAUGGCUAUGAGCCCUGUGUAAAUGAAGGAAUAUGUGUCACCUUUCAUAAUGGCACAGGAUACUGCAAAUGUCCAGAGGGCUUCUUGGGAGAAUAUUGCCAACACCGAGACCCCUGUGAGAAGAAUCGCUGCCAGAAUGGUGGGACCUGUGUGCCUCAGGCCAUGUUGGGGAAAGCCACAUGUAGAUGUGCCCUGGGAUUCACAGGCGAGAGCUGCCAGUACUCCACUUCCCACCCCUGCUUCAUGUCUCGCCCCUGCCUGAAUGGAGGCACUUGUCACAUGCUUACUCGGGAUACCUAUGAGUGCACCUGCCAAACUGGUUUUACAGGUAAGCUGUGCCAAUGGACUGAUGCCUGCCUGUCUCAUCCCUGCGCAAAUGGCAGUACCUGUACCACCAUGGCCAACCAGUUCUCCUGCAAAUGCCCGGCGGGCUUCACAGGGCAGAAAUGUGACAUUGACAUCAACGAGUGUGAAGUUCCAGGACAGUGCCUGCACGGUGGCACUUGCCUCAACCUGCCGGGUUCCUACCAGUGCCAGUGCCCCCAGGGCUUCACCGGCCAGAACUGUGACCGGCCCUACGUGCCCUGCGCGCCCUCCCCCUGUGUGAAUGGGGGCACCUGCCAGCAGACGGGUGACUUCACUUUUGAAUGCAACUGCCUUCCAGGUUUUGAAGGAACCACCUGUGAGCGGAAUAUCGAUGACUGCCCGAACCACAAGUGUCAGAAUGGGGGCGUCUGUGUAGACGGGGUCAACACUUACAACUGCCGCUGCCCGCCUCAGUGGACAGGCCAGUUCUGCACGGAGGAUGUAGACGAGUGCCUGCUGCAACCCAACGCCUGCCAGAACGGGGGCACCUGUACCAACCGCAAUGGGGACUACGGCUGUGUGUGUGUCAACGGCUGGACCGGAGCUGACUGCAGCGAGAACAUCGACGACUGUGCCUUCGCCUCCUGCACUGCGGGCUCCACCUGCAUCGACCGGGUGGCCUCCUUCUUCUGCAUGUGCCCAGAGGGGAAAGCCGGUCUCUUAUGUCAUCUGGACGAUGCGUGCAUCAGCAACCCCUGCCACAAGGGGGCGCUGUGUAACACCAACCCUCUGAAUGGCCAGUACAUCUGCACUUGUCCCCAGGGCUACCGAGGAGCUGAUUGUACUGAGGAUGUGGACGAAUGUGCUAUGGCCAACAGCAAUCCUUGUGAGCAUGCAGGAAAGUGUGUGAACACAGAUGGCGCUUUCUACUGUGCAUGUCAGAAGGGGUUUGCUGGGUCACGGUGUGAUAUGGACAUCAACGAGUGCCAUUCAGACCCCUGCCAGAAUGAUGCCACUUGUCUGGAUAAGAUUGGAGGUUUUACAUGCCUUUGCAUGCCAGGUUUCAAAGGUGUGCAUUGUGAGCUGGAGAUAAAUGAAUGUCAGAGCAACCCCUGUGUGAACAACGGGCAGUGUGUGGACAAGGUCAAUCGCUUCCAGUGUCUGUGUCCGCCUGGUUUCACUGGGCCAUUUUGCCAGAUUGACAUUGAUGACUGCUCCAGUACUCCGUGUCUGAACGGGGCCAAGUGUAUCGAUCACCCGAAUGGGUAUGAGUGCCAGUGUGCCACAGGAUUUACUGGUGUGUUGUGUGAGGAGAACAUUGACAACUGUGACCCUGAUCCUUGCCACCAUGGCCAGUGCCAGGAUGGCAUUGAUUCCUACACCUGCAUCUGCAACCCAGGGUACAUGGGUGCCAUCUGCAGCGACCAGAUAGACGAAUGUUAUAGCAACCCCUGCUUGAAUGACGGCCGCUGCAUCGACCUGGUGAACGGCUACCAGUGCAACUGCCACCCCGGCACGUCCGGUGCUAACUGUGAAAUCAAUUUUGAUGACUGUGCCAGUAACCCUUGUGUCAACGGCAUCUGCAUGGACGGUGUUAACCGGUACAGCUGUGUCUGCUCCCCGGGGUUCACAGGACAGAGAUGCAACAUUGACAUUGAUGAGUGUGCUUCCAAUCCCUGCCGCAAGGGCGCCACCUGCAUCAAUGAUGUGAACAGUUUCCGCUGCCUCUGCCCAGAGGGGCCCCACCACCCCAGCUGCUACUCACAGGUGAACGAGUGUCUGAGCAAUCCCUGCAUCCACGGAAACUGCACUGGGGGCCUCAGCGGGUACAAAUGCCUCUGUGAUGCAGGUUGGGUCGGUGUCAACUGUGACGUGGAUAAAAAUGAAUGCCUGUCGAGUCCAUGCCAGAACGGAGGAACUUGUAACAACCUGGUGAACGGGUACAGGUGUACUUGCAAGAAGGGCUUUAAAGGUUUCAACUGCCAGGUGAACAUUGACGAAUGUGCUUCGAAUCCAUGCCUGAACCAUGGAACCUGCAUCGAUGACAUAAGUGGCUACACGUGUCAUUGCGUACUGCCGUACACGGGCAAGAACUGUCAGAUCGUGCUGGCUCCUUGUUCCCCAAACCCGUGUGAGAAUGAUGGCGUUUGUAAAGAGGCUGCCAAUUUUGAGAGUUACACCUGUCGGUGUGCCCCAGGCUGGCAAGGUCCACAGUGUACCACGGACAUUGACGAGUGUGUCUCCAAGCCCUGCCUGAACCGUGGCGUCUGCCACAACACCCAGGGCAGCUACAUGUGUGAGUGUCCCCCGGGCUUCAGCGGUAUGGACUGUGAGGAGGACGUCGAUGACUGCAUCGCCAAUCCUUGCCAGAAUGGAGGGUCCUGUGUCGACGGAGUAAAUACUUUCUCCUGCCUGUGUCUUCUGGGCUUCACUGGGGAGAAGUGUCAGACCGACACGAAUGAGUGUUUGAGUGAGCCGUGUAAGAAUGGGGGAACCUGCUCUGACUAUGUCAACAGUUACACUUGCAAGUGUCAGGCAGGAUUUGAUGGCGUCCACUGUGAGAACAACAUUGACGAAUGCACGGAGAGCUCCUGUUUCAAUGGCGGCACCUGUGUGGAUGGGAUUAACUCCUUCUCUUGCCUGUGCCCUGCGGGCUUCACUGGCCCCUUCUGUCUCCACGAGGUCAAUGAGUGUGACUCCCAGCCAUGCCUGAAUGAAGGAACCUGUGUGGAUGGUGUGGGCACCUACCGCUGCACCUGCCCCUGGGGCUACACCGGCAGGAACUGUCAGACCCUGGUGAACCUUUGCAGCCGGUCUCCGUGUAAGAACAAAGGCACUUGUGUGCAGGAAAAGGCAGUGUCUCGGUGCCUCUGUCCCUCGGGGUGGACCGGAGCCUACUGUGACGUGCCCAGCGUCUCCUGUGAGAUGGCGGCCGCCCACAAAGGGGUGCCUGUGGACCGCUUGUGCCAGAAUUCUGGCAUCUGCACGUCAGUCGGCAACUCGCACCACUGCCAGUGUCCCCCGGGCUACUCGGGGAGCUACUGUGAGGAGCAGCUGGACGAGUGCGCGUCCAACCCCUGCCAGCACGGCUCCACCUGCACCGACUUCAUCGGCGGGUACCGAUGCGAGUGUGUCUCGGGGUAUCAGGGCGUCAACUGUGAGUAUGAAGUGGACGAGUGCCAGCACCAGCCCUGCCAGAAUGGAGGCACCUGCAUUGACCUCGUGAACCACUUCAAGUGCUCCUGCCCACCUGGCACUCGGGGCCUGCUCUGCGAAGAGAACAUCGACGACUGUGCCGGGGGUCCUCGCUGCCUGAAUGGGGGUCAGUGUGUGGACCGGAUUGGUGGCUACAGCUGCCGCUGCUUGCCCGGCUUUGCUGGCGAGCGCUGUGAGGGGGACAUCAACGAGUGCCUCUCCAGCCCCUGCAGCGUGGAGGGCAGCCUGGACUGCGUCCAGCUCACCAACGACUACAUGUGUGUGUGCCGCAAGGCCUUCACCGGUCGCCACUGUGAAACUUUCGUCGAUGUGUGUCCCCAGAAGCCCUGCCUGAAUGGAGGGACUUGCGCUGUGGCCAGUAACAUGCCAGAUGGUUUUAUUUGUCGUUGUGCUCCGGGAUUCUCAGGGGCAAGAUGCCAGAGCAGCUGUGGGCAGGUGAAGUGCCGAAGAGGGGAGCACUGUGUCAACACGGCCGCCGGGCCGCGCUGCUUCUGCCCCAACCCCCAGGACUGCGAGUCGGGCUGUUCUAGCAGCCCCUGCCAGAACGGGGGCAGCUGCAGCGCCCAGCACCAGCCUCCCUACUACUCUUGCCAGUGCCCCCCGCCAUUCUGGGGCAGCCACUGCGAGCACUACUCCGCCCCCACCAGCAUCCCUGCGGCCACCUGUCUGAGCCAGUACUGUGCUGACAAGGCGCGGGACGGUGUCUGCGACGAGCCCUGCAACAGCCACGCCUGCCAGUGGGAUGGGGGCGACUGUUCGCUCACCAUGGAGAACCCGUGGGCCAACUGCUCCUCCCCCCUGCCCUGCUGGGACUACAUCAACAACCAGUGCGACGAGCUGUGCAACACGGCCGAGUGCCUGUUCGACAACUUUGAAUGCCAGGGGAACAGCAAGACGUGCAAGUAUGACAAAUACUGUGCAGACCACUUCAAAGACAACCACUGUGACCAGGGCUGCAACAGUGAAGAGUGCGGCUGGGACGGGCUGGACUGCGCUGCUGACCGGCCGGAGAACCUGGCCGAGGGCACGCUGGUCAUCGUGGUGCUGAUGCCGCCCGAGCAGCUGCUGCAGGAUGCCCGCAGCUUCUUGAGGGCGCUGGGCACCCUGCUGCACACCAACCUGCGCAUCAAGCGGGACGCGCAGGGGGAGCUCAUGGUCUACCCCUACUACGGCGAGAAGUCCGCUGCCAUGAAGAAGCACAGGAUGGCACGCAGGUCCCUUCCCAGUGACCAAGAACAGGAGGUGGCUGGCUCCAAGGUCUAUCUGGAGAUCGACAAUCGACAGUGUGUGCAGGACUCCGAACAGUGCUUCAAGAACACCGACGCGGCCGCAGCGCUCCUGGCGUCUCACGCUAUUCAGGGCACCCUGUCAUACCCACUGGUGUCUGUCGUCAGUGAGUCCUUGAUUCCACCUCACACACAGUUCCUCUACCUGUUUGCUGUCGCUGUGGUCAUCAUCCUGUUUAUCAUCCUGCUGGGGGUCAUCAUGGCAAAGCGGAAGCGCAAACACGGUUCCCUGUGGCUGCCUGAAGGCUUCACCCUCCGCCGAGACUCCAGUAACCACAAGCGCCGGGAGCCCGUGGGGCAGGACGCCGUGGGGCUGAAAAAUCUCUCCGUGCAAGUCUCAGAGGCUAACCUAAUUGGUUCUGGAACAAGCGAACUUUGGGUUGACGAUGAAGGGCCUCAGCCAAAGAAAGCCAAGGCUGAAGAUGAAGCUUUACUCUCAGAGGAGGAUGACCCCAUUGACCGACGUCCCUGGACCCAGCAGCACCUGGAAGCUGCAGAUAUUCGUAGGACGCCGUCAUUGGCUCUCACUCCUCCCCAGGCGGAGCAGGAGGUGGACGUGCUGGACGUGAAUGUCCGUGGUCCAGACGGAUGCACCCCGCUGAUGCUGGCUUCUCUUCGGGGUGGCAGCUCAGAUCUGAGUGAUGAAGAUGAAGACGCCGAGGACUCUUCUGCCAACAUCAUCACAGACCUGGUCUACCAGGGCGCCAGUCUCCAGGCCCAGACAGAUCGGACUGGGGAGAUGGCGCUGCACCUGGCCGCCCGCUACUCCAGGGCUGACGCCGCCAAGCGCCUCCUCGACGCUGGAGCAGAUGCCAAUGCUCAGGACAACAUGGGCCGCUGCCCUCUCCAUGCUGCGGUGGCCGCCGAUGCCCAAGGAGUCUUCCAGAUUCUGAUUCGUAACCGAGUAACAGAUCUCGAUGCCAGGAUGAAUGAUGGCACCACACCUCUGAUCCUGGCUGCCCGCCUGGCUGUGGAGGGAAUGGUCGCAGAACUGAUCAACUGCCAGGCAGAUGUGAACGCGGUGGAUGACCACGGAAAAUCUGCUCUUCACUGGGCAGCAGCUGUCAAUAACGUGGAGGCAACCCUUUUGCUGUUGAAAAAUGGGGCCAACCGAGACAUGCAGGACAACAAGGAGGAAACGCCUCUGUUCCUCGCCGCCCGCGAGGGGAGCUACGAAGCGGCCAAGAUCCUGCUGGACCACUUUGCGAACCGGGACAUCACAGACCACAUGGAUCGCCUCCCGCGGGACGUGGCUCGGGACCGCAUGCACCACGACAUCGUGCGCCUGCUGGAUGAGUACAACGUGACCCCCAGCCCGCCGGGCACCGUGCUCACUUCCGCGCUCUCCCCAGUCAUCUGUGGGCCCAACAGGUCUUUCCUCAGCCUGAAGCACACCCCGCUGGGCAAGAAGCCACGGCGACCCAACGCCAAGAGCGCCAUGCCCACGAGCCUGCCCAACCUCGCCAAGGAGGCCAAAGAUGCCAAGGGCAGCCGGCGGAAGAAGUCCCUGAGUGACAAGGGGCAGCUGUCGGAGAGCUCGGUGACUCUGUCCCCCGUCGACUCCUUAGAGUCCCCCCAUACCUAUGUGUCUGACACCACCUCCUCCCCCAUGAUCACAUCCCCUGGGAUCCUCCAGGCCUCGCCCACCCCGAUGCUGGCCACCGCCGCCCCCCCGGCCCCCGUGCACGCCCAGCACGCGCUGUCUUUCUCUAACCUCCACGACAUGCAGCCCCUGGCUCCCGGGGCCGGCACGGUGCUGCCCUCGGUGAGCCAGCUGCUCAGCCACCACCGCAUCGUCCCGCCCGGCCCCGGGAGCGUGGGCGGCCUGGGGAAACUCCACCCGGUCUCGUUCCCAGCCGACUGGAUGAACCGUGUGGAGAUGAAUGAGACGCAGUACAACGAGAUGUUUGGCAUGGUCCUGGCCCCGGCUGAGGGGACCCACCCUGGCAUGGCCCCCCAGAGCCGGCCGCCCGAAGGGAAGCAGGUCCCCAACCCCCGAGAGCCCUUGCCCCCAAUCGUGACUUUCCAGCUGGUCCCCAAAGGCAGCAUCGGCCAGCCCGCAGGGGCUGCCCAGCCCCAGCCCAGCUGCCCUCCUGCCGUUGCCGGCCCCCUCCCCGCCAUGUAUCAGAUCCCAGAAAUGGCGCGUUUGCCCAGCAUGGCGUUUCCCACUGCCAUGAUGCCACAGCAGGACGGGCAGGUGGCGCAGACCAUCCUCCCGGCCUACCAUCCUUUCCCCGCCUCCGUGGGCAAGUACCCCACGCCCCCAUCGCAGCAUAGCUAUGCGUCCUCCAACGCGGCCGAGCGGACGCCCAGUCAUAGCGGUCACCUCCAGGGCGAGCACCCCUACCUGACACCGUCCCCAGAGUCUCCCGACCAGUGGUCGAGCUCUUCGCCCCACUCCGCUUCCGACUGGUCGGAUGUGACCACCAGCCCGACUCCCGGCGGCACGGGAGGCAGUCAGCGGGGGCCCGGGGCACACAUGUCGGAGCCAGCACGCGGGAACAUGCAGGUCUACGCAUGAAGGAGUCUGUCCCCAGCCCAGGGACAGAAUCGCCUAUUGGAAAUGCUGCUGAGAGACACAUGAAGGGCAUCCGGGAGAGAAGGAAGAAAUCUGCGGAACCGGCUUCUGGAGGGAGGCAGGAGCACUGAUGGCUUCGACACUGCGCGGAGAGCGGUUCCAUCAGCUUCACUGGGCACCUGCGGGGCUUUCGAGGGGAAGGACAUGACGCCUCCUCAGGUCCUGCCCAUCAGGCCACAGUGGAAGAAACGCAAGACGACUGUAAGAUUUGGGACCAUGUUUACUCUCUCCUGCUUGGAGACUGGGGUGCAUGCCUGUGGUAGCCCAGACAUUCUUGCAUCUUUGAACCGUGUUUGAAACGCCAGGGGCUCCUGCCAUAUCCCUCAGAAUAUUCUAGAGUAGAGUCCUCUUGGGAAUCUUACCCUGGAAUUCUGCCAGCAUCCAACUGUCUCCGCUCUUCCAUCUUGGAAAUUCACUGGGUGCGUUCUCGAUUGCACCCGUGUGUGUUGCCGCCCGGAGAGCGUGGCAUAGGGCACGGCCUUUGUGCUUCGGAUCAUUCCCCUCUGGACAGCAACUUGAGCCGCCUCCUCCCUCCCCCUGCCCCCAACUCCCCCAGUGUCCUCCGAUCUCACAGGGUCCCCCUUGAUCAUGACUCUCUUCCCAAACCUUCUGAGUAACGUUUCCUCAGAGAAUGUGCGCACUGUAGCUCCUAAAUCAUAGCAGGACCAGAAGAAGAAUGGGAGCCGAGUGUUUUUCUUGGGACCCAUUUGGGGACCUAGAGACGGCUUCAAGAAGCUGCACCUUAAUUCUCUUGCCUGCUUGCAAGACUCUCUAUAAACCGUAGGAGGAAGAAGGCAAAGAAUCAGUUGUUUUCCCAUUUGUGCUCCUGCUCAGAGUGAAGUUUUAUCCUUGGCACUCGAGGUUCUGUGACCCCUUAAGACACAAAGAAAGAGUCAGCCUUUCUUUGGAGUAUCGGUCAACCAGAGGAGACCGAACUCCUGCAAAAAGGUGACUACUGACUGACUUCCUUUCUGCCGAGCUGUCAGUGACUGCCAGUGUGAACCACAUCUGUUUCCAGAUCUCUGACCUCCCAGACUGUUUCACUUACUCCUCCAGCAGAUGAAACUAGUCUUAGCAGUUGAGCCUUCUCUUCCAAAAUACCCACAGAGGAAGUUGCCUCAAGUGAUACUCCCUCGCUGUUUAGAACUGAACUUUUUAUGUCUCGGGGGACAGAGGUCUUACUCUGGAAAUGCGUGACUGCGUAAACAGACUCCAUUUCCUCAUUCUCUCCUCACAGACCUACUUGCCAGUCUUCCUUCCAUACUGCAGAUAACUGGUAUACCAAAUAGUUUCUCACCGAACACAUGGAUCUUCUGUGUCUUAGUGCAGGAAACAGAAAGUCGACUAAGGUCCAAGACAGCACUAUCAGAAGGUUGGAAAGGAAGGGAAACUGAUGAUGUCUUACCACCAUUUCUUUUCCAUUGAAGCAGUCAGGAUAUUCCCUUUUUGGCAACUAACAUAGAAACUUACCAGGAACAUUAUUCUUUCUCAUAAUCACCUUCUAAACGAUAUUGAGGAAUUACAGACUCACUGUAAUGCUUGUGUAAAGAUUGCAGUUGAUCUCCUAGAAUCUGGUGCCUCUAUUUCUCAUCUUGGCAACUUCCUGGACCCUCUGUUGAGGGCAGAAGUUGAUACGAGAAAUACCAACUUCUACUCCCUGAAUUAGCUAAUCAUUGGUACUUGCCCAGACUGUUACUACUGUUACCUGGCGCCAAGAUGUUGUGACACCUGGAAAAUUCAUUCUGCCUGGGUGUUUUGUGGAUGUUAGUAAGUGAACUGCCGACUCUGUCUCAGUUGAAUGUUCAUUGAUAUUAUUGUCUUGCCGGGGAGUGCUCAGCAGUGCUCCCCACUUUCUGAUCUUUCUGUCUGUGGCACACAGUGGAAACUGUGUGGCUGUGAGCCUGGCAGUCGACGGAUAUUCCUUUUAGUCCUGACCAAGUUCAUCAAACCAAUAGAAAUAAGUUCUGCCCUGAUGCAGUAUAUUAUUCACUCAGCAUUUUGUUGUUUAACCUGACCCCCCCUCCCAAGAAACCUUUUCAUGGUAUGUUCUAUUGUGUUAUUCUAAAUGGUGACUCUCUCAUUAGACCUGUUAUCCUUUCACAGUUGGAGCGAACUUUUCUUUAUGGACCAUUAUGACCCCACACCUCUGUCCCCUUCUAUCCUCCCACUCCAGCCCCACUUCCUAAAGUGUCAGCCUCAGAUCAAGCGACUUGGAUCUCUUCCAGUAGGCGCCCUCUCUUCCAAGUCUCAGUGUAAGCCUAACUUGUUUUUCCUUUUUUGAGGUCCUUUGGAUUUGCGGGAAGAGAAUGGAAAAAUUGCCUACACACACGCACACAAUGUGUAUACUCACACAUACACACCUACCAGACUAAGUGAUGAAUAGAAAGACACUGCCAAUCAGACAUCUGUCAGUUUCUUUGUUUUUUUAAGAACCCCAGAGUAGUAUCAUAUAUAAUGAAAGAGAAGAUAGUCCAGAGAACCCCCUUCUUAUUUGAAGUCUAAAUUGGAGACUACAUUUUUAUGGAAUCAUCUUUCAUACCAUAUUUGGUACAAAAUCUAGUAUCGUAUGGUGUUUGGUUACCCACAUUGUAUUUAUUUUUAUAAAAUGUCCCUUUGAUCAUUUCCUUUGGAGAUAGAGUUUUUAUUUGAUUUGGUUUGUUUGUCUGUUCCAAAUUUAUAUGAAAAUGUAUUUUCUGACUUGAUAGGGAAGGGAGAGUUUUGAAGGAAAGAUAUGAGUUAAUAAUUUCACAUAAACAAUCAAAUUUGAUGUUCAAGUCCAUUAUGUCAUCUAUAAAUUGUAAGUUUAUUAUUUUGCAUAGAAGAAAACCAAAGUUCUUGUCUGGCAGAUGGUUUGGGGUUCUCGACCAGCCUGUUGGCUCUGUGAAGCAUGACAAGACAUGUCCGCCCCAGGCUCCACCUGUGACUGCGUGGUACUCUGGCUCCUUCCUCGUGUACAUUUCUCUUACACGUGAUAUUAUAUGUUUUUAUGAGAAACCUAAUAACCCAUAAAAUGACUGCAUAUUCCUACUCUAAAGUAUGGAAAAUGCACAUUUGUUUUUAUGUUUCAAAGUUUCAUUCUAAAAGUAGUUAAGAUGAAAUUUAUAUGAAAGCAUUUUUAUCACAAAAUAAAAAAGCUUACGUGUCAA